Molecule: messenger RNA, 2501 nt
Organism: Anolis carolinensis (green anole)
Lineage: Eukaryota; Metazoa; Chordata; Lepidosauria; Squamata; Anolidae
Product: nanos homolog 2-like
Exons: 1
Coding region: 204-839 (211 amino acids)
Biological process (GO): oogenesis; negative regulation of translation
Cellular component (GO): perinuclear region of cytoplasm
Molecular function (GO): mRNA binding; zinc ion binding
Source: RefSeq, a predicted model, not a curated record
GCCAGUUUACCAGCUGUUAGGAUUUCUGGGAGUUGAAGGCCAAAACAUCUGGGGACCCACAAGUCGAGAACCACUGCCUCAAGGGACAAACUGUGGCAUUACCUCCGAAGUGAAAAAAUUGGAAAAACCCAACUCUUCCUUGAAAACCUGUGAUUGUCUAGACAUGUGUGGGUUAAAUCUAGGGCAAAGGAGGGUAAAAAUAGAUGGGAGGGUCCAAUGUGAAAGGUUUGGAACCCCUCCCCUUAUAUAUAAAACAAAGACUCCGCCUCCAAUAUGUGGCAUUCAGUGUGUGUCCACACCAGGGUAGAAUUGGCACCAUGCUCUCCAGAUCAGCCAUGCACGUGCCACAUUAUGCCCCUUCCAUGUUCAGGGAGUUUGACAGAUGGAAGGACUAUCUGAGCCUUGCGAAAGUGGUUACGGAGAUCAUCGCGGAACGCAAGAAGGUCCCGUUUCCAUCUCAGAGUUGGGACACAAUGGACUACGACAUGCAGCUAGUCCUCAACGAGGACAACUUUGAAACAGCAUCACAAUGGGUUAAUGGAAGCGGUUCCAGCAGCAAGAGCUCCAAAGGUAGUUCCAAUGGCCAGGCUUCCCAAAACAAGGAGAUUUGCAAUUUCUGCAAACACAACGGGGAAUCCAAGCAGGUCUAUUCGUCCCACCGGCUGAAGGGGAUGGACGGCACCGUGGAGUGCCCCAUCUUGCGCAAAUACACCUGUCCGCUCUGCGGUGCCACGGGCGAAAAGGCCCAUACUUUAAAAUACUGCCCACUGAGCCAAGGGAAGAGGUCGCUGUAUCGCAAGUGCGGACGCAACUCGGCUGGACGCAAGGUGAGGAGAUAAGAAGAUCAGGAGAAGACCGAAGCAUUUAUUCUUACUUUUAGUUUGACUUUGUAAAAGAACAACAUUUGAUUUUGAGCAUCAUUAACACUCUUUACAUUUCCUCCCACUUUGUUUCAGGUUUGGAGAAUGGAAGUCCAAUUCUCUUAGACUACAUUUGUGAGUCCAGAAAUGUUUUUUUAUGUAUAUUGUUGCCUUCUUUCACAUUUGUUGUACCUAGGUUAAUUAUAUUGUGUUUCUUUUAGAUGUGUCAGUUGCCUAGUGUGAUGACUCAUGGGCCCUGCAGUCCUAUUCCUGACAGUAUUGUGGCAGAUGAGGAGGAAAAUAUGGAGUUUUCCCCAGAUUUCCGGUCGGAGUCAGAGCCUUGCCAGCUGCCUGAAGUUCUAGUCCAAGAACCAAUUAAACCUGACCUUGGUGGGAACUCUCCCCCUUAUGGGAGAAAACAGGCUUACACGACUGAUAGAGGAUCGAGAGAAAAAUUUAGAAGGAGUGCUCGCCUUGCUGCCAAAUAUGCCACUGAUUAGAAGUAUUUCCCCUGAGAAAAUACGGGGAGUCUUGCACCUGCAAGCUGGUUUCCUUCGCUCCCUGUUCUCUAGGGAAAGUGAUUGUUGUUUGGGGAAACGAGACCCAAUAUAGGGAAAUUGCGCGAAGGAUUCCUUGCGGAGUCAAUUCGUCAGCUCCUGGAGAGAGGUUGUGUGUGUGGACUUCGAAUCCUGUUCCUUGCCUCCUGAAUCUAGUUCCAAGCCUUGUCCUCGUCUCGCGGAUUUACCACGGAUCUUGUUCCAUGCUUCAAGUUGCUUUGCCUUUAGCCACAGCUCCAGCCACGUUCCAAGUUACUUUCAGCCUUGUGUCAAGCUUCAUUGGAUUCAAGACUUUUGCUGUUUUCCCAACGCUUUGCUUGGCAAAGCGUGUGUUGCGGUUAUUGGAUUAUAAUCUUUGGACUCUAAUAUUUCAUAUUGGACAAUAAUCUGCUGGACUAUAUUUGGCCUCAUUUGAAAGGUCUGCUUCUGAACUUUAUUCUACACUUGUUUUUAUUGACUUGAUAUAUUCCUUUAAUAAAGAUAUUAGAUAGAAUCUGGCCUCAGUGUAUGGUUAUUGGUGCCCAGGAGCCUAGAUCCUGACACCUUGUAUCAUGCUUUUUUAUACAUAUAAUCAUGUUUUUUACAUAUGUAAUAUCACGUUCCUUUUACAUCUGUAAUUGCCUUAUAUCCUAUUUUAUAUUGUGUUUUAUAUAUGCAGUUACUUUACAUGUUUCUUUUAUGUAUGGAUGUAUAAUUUUUACAUAUUUAAUUAUAUUAUUUGCAACUAUAAUUGCCUAAUAUCAUGCUUCUUUUAUAUAUGCAAUGACAUCAUGUUUAUUUAACGUAUAUAAGUGCCUUAUAUCAUGUCCGGGUUAUCAUGUGUGUCUCCAGAGGGAUGCAGCCCUAUCCUUUGCAGGGAAAAUAUAGAAAUAUCUUCUAAAUGGCUACUGUCUAGAAUUUUGUUUUGUAAACAAAGGAAAAGUUUAUAUGCUAUUGGAAAGAAAGAUACUAUUUUAUGUGUAUAUUUUGGAAAGGAAUAGAAUUGGUUAUUAUUACUGUGGUCUAACCUUCAAUUGUUUGCAAGUUGUUCUAAAGUUUGGAUCGUAGAGUUUAAUAAACAGAGUUUAUGGUUUUUGCAUCAAAA